This is a messenger RNA of Racocetra persica, 657 nucleotides long. The record is from the annotation of a GenBank genome assembly. Lineage: Eukaryota; Fungi; Glomeromycota; Glomeromycetes; Diversisporales; Gigasporaceae.
AUGAAAGUUCUAAAGCAAUCCGGAAAGGUUACCAAGCAUCAUGAUCCAUUGUCACCUGACAAAUUAAAGACAAUAUUUAAUCAUAAGACAUUAUCAAUUAAUACAGCCAAGGGGCUUCAAUAUCAGGUGUUUAUGUGGUGUUGUCUCCUUUUCGCUCUACGUGGUGGUGAAUAUAGUCAAAUGAAGGUUACACAGUUUACUUUUCUUAGUAAUAGAGAGAUUCAGUUUACAAAAUUUUCUCAGAAAAAUGACCCCGGUGGUAUUGAAGAAAAUUUGGAUUCGCUUAUAAUACCAGUACCUGCAGAUCCUAAAGGGUAUUUAGGGCCUUGGUAUCUUGAUGUUAAAUUGGGACAAAAUUCAUGUAAUAAUUUUAUGAAAAAUAUUUGUUUCAAUGUUGGAAUAAAUAUCAAAGAUUAUGAUAUCAUUAAUCACUCGGAAAGAACCACACCAAUUACAUACUUGUUUCGUGAGGGUAUUCCGAUUGUUACCUUGAUGUCAAUAACCGGCCAUAAAAGCGAAUCAUCAUAUCGUAUAUAUUCAAGGCCAAGUGAACAACAAAAAAAAGAUGUCUUGUCUACAUUGAUUAGUGUUGUUGAUCUUUCAGAAUCUCAGGAUAAUGAUGGUGUUAAAGAUUUUUUCAAUAAAAAACAAGAUCUG